CACAUCCAUUAAUGGCGGAUAGAGUUUUAUGGGUCAUUUGACGGAGAGAACUCUCCUCGUCACUAAUUGUGUACACGACGAUGAUCGUGCAAGAGCGAAGCGAUAAGUCUCUUUCUGUAGCACGAAUCAAUUUCUUUUAAGAUUUAGGGUUUCUUAACCCUUUUAUAGAGAAAUGGAUAUUAAUGGGAUUACCAACGGAUGGAGAACUUUUGCAACUUCAGAAAGCCAUGGAUCUUUCCUGGGUUUGCCAAGAUCCUACCCUAACACCAUCCUCAGGGAGAGAAUUCAUAUGGGGAAUGGUUAUAGUGGCAAAAGAGCUUUGGUGAUUUCUAAUUCAAAGAAAGCGAAUCUCUCUGCUUCCUCCAAGCAGAGAAUCAAUCUACAGAUUAAUGAAGAAAAGGAGCUUACUUUCACUGAGUUCUUGAAACACCCAUCUGGCAUGGAGGCUGUAAUCAACGCUAAGGCUUUGCAGAGUUAUCAUCUAGUUGAGGAUAGUGAUGAUACUUACAGAUGUACAUUGCCAAAAGUUCAGUUAAUGAGCUAUGAAGUUUAUCCAGUACUGAUUUUGAGGGUCACUCCCACACAGGAAGAUUGUACAGUUGAGCUGCUUUCCUGCAAGGUGGAGGGUUCAGAGUUGUUGGAGAGCCAAAGUGAAAGGUUUUCAGCAAAUAUGACAAACUGCAUGACUUGGAACAUGGAAGAUCCAGACCCAUUUUUGGAGGUUGACGUGAGAUUAAAUGUCACUCUAGAGAUCUCAACGCGACCGUUCACUAUGCUUCCUGUAUCAGCUGUUGAGGCUCCUGGGAAUCUAGUAAUGCAGACUCUGGUAGAUACACUCGUUCCCCUUAUGCUUCAGCAAUUACUUAAAGAUUACGACGAAUGGAUUCAAAAACAGCAGCAAAACUCCUUAAACGCAACUUCUUAAUCUAUGAACGAUGUUUUGUCAAACAGAAGAUGCAGGAUUUGUUGUACUGUUUUUGGCCGUUUGAGAUGACAGCAUGUAUUAGAAUUAGAAAUAGCUCUGUAUUAAAAGUUGAACAAAAUUACUGCAAAAAGUAAACAUUUAUAAGCUCAAAAGGGAGAUUUGGUUCACUUGUAAACUUUGGCCGUUUGAGAUGACAGGCGUGUGUAAUAGAGAUAACUCUGUAUUAAAAGUGCAAUGAAAAAAAUACCAACAUUAAUAAGGUCAAAA
Messenger RNA from Camelina sativa (false flax), 1192 nucleotides. Lineage: Eukaryota; Viridiplantae; Streptophyta; Magnoliopsida; Brassicales; Brassicaceae. The record is from RefSeq and is a predicted model, not a curated record.